AUGCUCGAGGAUCUCCUCUACGAAAUCAUACCGGUUAUCGGGUUUAUCAUCUGCUCCACUUCACUAUUCACACUCUACAUUUGUCAAAAAAUCAAUCAAAACCUUCGAUUUUGUCAAUUUUUCGCGAUUUGUGAUUUGUUGUGUGGAAUCGCCGCCAUCUACAGCGGAUUUCACGGCGUCCUCGUGACCAUUUAUGGAAGCUCAUUGGAGAAUGUGGCACCGUUUGAUUGCAUUUACACAUCGCUUGAUAUUCCGUUGUUCUUCUACACCGACUUCUUCCAUAUCGUUCUGUUGUGCUUCGCUUCUUUCGACAGAUUCGUCCAGAUAUUAAUUCCGGUUUCGUAUGGAAAGACGCGUGACAAUUCAACAAUUCGAAUAAGCAAUUUAUGUCGAUUUGACGACGUCAUCGGCGAUGAGUACUAUCUUCGUCAUAUUCUCACCGUUCAAUGGGCGCCGAUCGGAUGCCUCUGCUUAUUAUCAUUCACCCUUUUGAUCUACUGCAUUAGGCAGUCGAAGCAUCGCUGGAGCUACAAUUGGUCGGAGAAUACCGCGGUGACGAAGCAGCUUUUCGCUUCAAUCUUCAUCCGAUGUUUCCUCACCGGCCUGUCCGUCCACGUGCCGCUGUUGUUCGUUGCUCGAACCGUCGCCGGCUACGAGCUUCAAUCGCUUCGCGACCACAUCAUUCGCAUCUCGUUCUGGGUGUUUGUGAUCAUCUGCCAGCCGCUCUGGCACCUCUUCAUUCUCUCGAAUUUCCAAAACAACGUGCAUUCGAUGUUCAACAAAUACUCGGAGAACACCGAACGAAAAUGGCAGAGUGCUACUGAUCCACCGCCGGAUCAAAACACUCACUAUGAUCGCCAUGGAUCGCCGAAUCCAUUCGGAUCGUGGUAUUCGACGACAGGCAACAUCGCCGGUGAAGCGGGCGUCCCAAUCGGAAACGAGCGAUCCGUCAGCUUCUACUAUGACGCCUAA
Messenger RNA from Caenorhabditis bovis, 972 nucleotides. The record is from the annotation of a GenBank genome assembly. Lineage: Eukaryota; Metazoa; Nematoda; Chromadorea; Rhabditida; Rhabditidae.